This is a messenger RNA of Naegleria lovaniensis, 987 nucleotides long. RefSeq lists its product as uncharacterized. The record is from RefSeq and is a predicted model, not a curated record. Gene Ontology annotation, biological process: regulation of G2/M transition of mitotic cell cycle; G1/S transition of mitotic cell cycle; regulation of gene expression. NCBI's taxonomy places the organism in Eukaryota, Heterolobosea, Eutetramitea, Acrasida, Naegleriidae. The transcript is spliced from 5 exons. The coding region runs from base 1 to 987 and encodes 328 amino acids. Gene Ontology annotation, cellular component: cytoplasm; cyclin-dependent protein kinase holoenzyme complex; nucleus. Gene Ontology annotation, molecular function: ATP binding; cyclin-dependent protein serine/threonine kinase activity; cyclin binding.
AUGGAGCGUGUGAGUGUGGGCGGAACAGCAAUUCAAAAUCCAGUUAACGGAGAUAGCAUUCAACAGCCACCACAAACGUUUACAUUCUCCAACAAGUUGGCAAAAUAUAAGGUCAUUGAAAAGGUGGGAGAAGGAACCUAUGGAGUAGUAUUUAAAGCCAUUGAUAUCACCACAGGAAAGAUGGUAGCCAUCAAAAGAAUUAGGCUUGAAAGAGAAGAGGAAGGAGUUCCGUCCACAACAUUGCGAGAAAUUGCGCUGUUGAAACAACUUUCUCAUCCUAAUGUUGUCAAAUUGUAUGAGGUGGUUCAUGAUUCGAAUCAAUUAAAUUUGAUUUUCGAGUUUGUGGAUAGCGACCUUAAAGCUGUGAUUGAUAAGCAACGAGAGAAAAAGCAAUAUUUUCCUCCCAUUACUGUUAAACAGUACAUGUUUCAAAUGAUUCAUUCUUUGGCUUAUUGUCAUUCAAAUAGAGUACUUCAUAGAGAUAUCAAGCCACAAAAUAUUCUAAUCGACAGUGAAGGAAAUGUCAAAUUAGCAGACUUUGGAUUAGCACGCGAAUUUAACAUUCCAGUUCGAACACUAACAAAAGAGGUGAUUACUCUGUGGUAUAGAUGCCCUGAAUUGCUGCUUGGAGCAAACAAAUAUUCUACUGCAGUAGAUCUGUGGUCAAUCGGAUGUAUCUUUGCAGAACUUGUUUCGUUGACUCCUCUAUUUCCAAGUGAUUCUGAAAUUGAUCAUUUAUUUAAAGUGUUUCAACUUUUAGGAACGCCAAAUGAGGAUAGUGGCAUUGUUAAUCUUCCUAACUAUAGAAACACUUUUCCCAAGUGGAAAGGCAAUUUACUUGCCUCAAAAUUUCUUCGAACACCUUUCGAAAAAGAUGCUCUUGGUUUGGACUUGCUGGCUCGAAUGCUUACUAUCAACCCAGCUCAUAGAAUUAGUGCUCAUGACGCAUUAAAGCAUCCAUACUUUGACGAGUUACUGAAUUGCUAA